This is a messenger RNA of Aphis gossypii (cotton aphid), 4286 nucleotides long. RefSeq names its product constitutive coactivator of PPAR-gamma-like protein 1 homolog. Gene Ontology annotation, cellular component: nucleus. Bases 253 to 3183 code for a protein of 976 amino acids. Lineage: Eukaryota; Metazoa; Arthropoda; Insecta; Hemiptera; Aphididae. The record is from RefSeq and is a predicted model, not a curated record. The transcript has 17 exons.
UCGGGUAUUCGACUAGCCGCCUCUGGCCCAUUCGUUAAUGUUAUGUAGCAUUUAUUAUUAUUAUUUUUUAUUAAUAUUAUCGUUGUAUUUAGUUCCAAUUUUAUCAUUCGUUUUUUCUGUUAUGUGUUAAUAAGUUUAGUUCGUACUUUUUUGUAUCAAUUUAUUAAGUGUGUUAUGGUUUCACUCGAUCGCCGUAUUUGAUCACUUCUUGCUUCUCUGCAAUAAUUAUUGAAAUAUCGCAGAUAAGUAAUAAUGGGUGUUGACAAGCUUUUGGAAUACCUUGACAGUGGUAAAAUAGAAGGUAGUUGUGUCAAUGUCAAUCUUACUCAACUAGGACAUACAGUGUCCCAACAACUUGCUAAGAAAAUGGUUGUUAGGAAAGUUCACCAAAAUUUAAGUCAAAUUCAAGUAUCCAAAGCUCAAUUUUGUUUAUUGGUAGAUGCAGAGAGUUGCCUAGAUCGUUUAUAUGGAGGGUAUUAUUCAGAUUGGGUUUGUGGUGGACAAUGGAACCGAAUGGUAUCAUUUUUAACAAAUUUUGUCAAUAGUUUAAGACAGUCAAAUGUUCAUGUUGUGGUAUUCUUUAAUGGUGCUUUUGAAGAUGAACGCUUUAUUGAAUGGGUUCAAAAACAAGAAGAGACUCGUAACAGGGCUAAUGCUGUGUUACGACAUAUUGCUGCUAAAGGAACACCGCCACCUAAGGUAUGGUGGAUUCCGCCUGUUGGUCUACGAACAGCUGUAAAGCUCUACUUUCAUCAUUUGAAAAUUCCAGUUGUUUGCUCGGUUAAAGACCACCAUUUAGAGUUUAUUAAGUAUUGUAAACAAUAUAAAUUUCAUGGUUUGAUGGCUGAUGAUGCUGAAUACUUAGCAUUUGAUCCACCGCGGUUUUUCUCAGCUCAUUCUCUUAAACUUACAAUGCGACAAACAUUAGAAGCCAAAGAAUAUAUUGUCCCUCAGUUAAUAGAAGAUUUGAAAUUGAGCAAGGAUAAAUUAUGUGCUCUUCUCUCACUUUUAGGCAAUUUUGUAUUGCCUCAACCUGAACUUUAUGAUUAUUAUAAACGUUGUGGCAUAAAUCAAAUAAUAUCUAAGGUUUCAGGAGAAGAAGUUGUGAAAAAAAUAGUAGAUUCACUUCAAAAUUUACCUCCUAUUAACAACAAUUUAGAUGAAAUUGCAGCUCAUAUACUUGGACAUAAAGAUGAUAAACGAGUGCCUAAGUUAAAAAAAAGUAUUCAAUAUUAUUUAGACGGUACCAAAGAUAAUGCUAUUAAAAACAAAAUUAAAAGCCCAGAAAAGAAUAAAAAUAAUAUUAAAGGUAAAAAUUAUUCGUUAGAAUCACCAGCUGGAGUAAAUGAUUUUAAACAAUUGGGAUCUGAAACCCUCAAUUUGCAGGAAAAAUUAUUAUUAAAUGAUAAUUCUGAAUCUGGUUCAAAUUCUUUUAAUAUAAACGCUCAAACAUCUCCAUUAAACCAGUUGUCUCCAAAUAAAUCUAUUGAAUUUCAUGUUCCCGAAGUUUCUAUUGAUGUAGUGAAUACAGCAUACGAAAGGCAUACAUCUGGUCUGAUGUCCACUUAUUUAUACCAUAUCUUAACAAAGGCAGAAAUAAAACUACCUGUUGUGUUAGAAGAUGAAAUAAAUCACGAAAUUCCAAACAUACAUUUAUUUUAUAGACAAGCUCGUCAAAUGGUGUAUGGUAUUUUGUUUAAUCUUCAUCAUGCUCACUAUUUAGCAAAAUCAAAUAGCAGUCAAAAAGUUGAGUUACCAGUAAUGCAAGUACGUGAAUGGAUUAGAGACAAAACAAAUAUGUAUAAACAUUACCAUUUAGUAAAGGCUGAACCUUUAGGGUGGGGUGUUCCUACUGUUCAUAGACUUUGGUUUGGAACAACUCCUGAAGAUAAUAUAAGACGUUUGAGAGCGUUUCUUUCUUGUAUGCGUUCAGAUACUCCUCUUAUGUACAACACAGACUAUGUUCCUCAGCAUACAUUAAUCAUUGCAUGUGUUCUUAGAUACAUAAUGACUUUUACAGAAGUGCCUAUUCUUCAAAAAUUUGAACUAGAUGCACUUAUCAUCACAGCUGUUGCACCUGAAUUAUCAAAAAAUGAAAACACCCAAGAGUUACAAGGUACUGUUAGUGUGAGAGGUGUUCAAUUAGCCACUCUAUUAAUGUGUGGUAUUGAAACUGCCAUGUUGGCAAAUGAUGCUUGUGGUGCACCAUUACCAUGGUUAAUGACAUGUCCAUGGAUGUAUUUUGAUGGAAGAUUAUUUCAAUAUCAUUUGGCUAGAGCAUCCACAGCAAAUAAACUUGAAGAUUUAUGUGAAAAUCAUUUUUCUCUUACAAUUAAGGUUGAAAAAAUGAGACAGGCAAUUUUAGAAGGGUUGGGUGAACGUUUUCAAUCAAUUUCACCAUUCCAAGGAUCAUUUUUGGAUACCAUUUUCAAUCAAAGAGGAUUGAUUCCACCUCAGAUUAUGAAUACUAGCAUAGUUCAUACUAAUAUACCAUUUCCACAACAAAGACUGGGACGAUUGGUUAGUCAAAAUCCUAAUCGUUUUCGAGAUAUUCAACAAAAUAGUCGACAAAGGAGUGUUAUGAAACAGUCAUCUGGUGGACAAUUAGAAGUUGCUGGUGCUGUUGUUGGUAUAUGGGGAGCAAAUUAUAGUAUGGCAGCUACUGGAAGUUCAUACAUUGGUCGUGGUAAUAUUCUUCCUGCUCAACAUGUUAUGCCACCUGCUAUUGGUAGUCCAAGUUCUUUAUAUCAACAUGAUCUCAUACCAAGACCUGUGUUUAAUACACGUAAUUGUUCCAAACCUAUUCGAGGCCGUAGUCAAGUUCUAAAAAUACAUAAUAAUAAAAAAAAAAAUACUCAUAAUAUUGUAAAAAAAGAUAAUCAUAUCAAAAAGGUUCCUUCAAAAGGCCGCAGUGUGACGGCGGUUAUUCCCAAUCCGAGUGAAACAAUUUCAGCUUCAGAACUAACAGAAGAAUCCAAAUUAUCAAUAUUAAAUAAAGAAAAUCAAAAUAUUAAAGCAAAUGGAAUUGUUGAGAGCAUUUUGCCUUUAGUAAAUGGCAAUUCAUCAAUUGAAGGACAAUUAGGAGAUGCAACAUUAAAAGAAAAUGGCAUGUCAAAUUCUCAACCUGGAGAUACUCCAUCUAAAAUCAUACAAAAGCCGUCCAAAGUGGAGGCUGAAAACUGAUUAAAUAAAGCAGAUAUUUAAAAUACGCCGACGCCUUGUAAGUAUAAACUAAUAACUUAUAAGUAUCAACUCAAGUUUUUUUUUACUUUGUAAAUAAUGGCCAACGAAAGAUGAUGUUGAAAAAUGUGAAGAAUGGCGCUAAAUGUUAGUCAUUAUUAUUAAUUUUUACGUAUUGUUUUUAUGUAGUUUUUAUUCUUUAUUUUUGUAAAUUAUUUGCGAAACAUUGUGUUAUCUGAAGGCGCCCACGGAUUAUAUUACAUUAUCCGAUAUGUGAACAUCGAAAGACUGAUAUUUAAAGUGUUGCAACAAACAUAUCAUUGUCUGGUAAUUGUUUGUGCAGCCAUGGUGAUAAUAAUUAGAUUUUAACGUUAUUAUAUUUUUAAAUCAAAUGAAAAAAAUAAUAUGAAUCGUUAUCCUUUGACUGCUGUUCAAAAGUAUUAUUGUCGCGGUGAUUGUUUUUAAUCAUAUUUUUGUAAUUUGUUAACCCAGAUACUUUUAUAAUUUCAUAAUACAUAUAUGAUUUUUAAUUGCAUUUACAAGCAGGUAUAUGCCUAUUAAAUAUCAGACAAUUAUAAAAAUAAGGGCCGCCAAAAAUAAUAAUUCAUUUAUGUUAAAUAAUAUAAUAUAUAUUGUAUUAUAACACAUGAAUAUUCUAAUGGAGAUGUAUCUCAUCCUGGACAACUAUAUUACGACUUUAACCCACUAUAAUGUAUGACUUAUACAAAGAAAAAUUAAUAUUUAAAGCGUUUUGUUUAAUUUACAACGCUAAAAGUAGGCAGAUAUUAUGCAGUUUGACAUAUAUUAAUCUGCUACCAGAGUAACUUGUUAUUAUCAACAAUUUUCCAACUUUGCUUUCAGAAGUAAAAUUUUAUAAUAAUUGUUAGUGUUUUUGUGUGUGAUUAAUGAUAAUUAUUUUCACAAUUUUAUGUUUCUCUAUUGAUUAUAAUUAACUUUUUAUUUGUUGUCUUUAAAAACAAACAAAUAAAACUUACAUAUUUGUUUUCAUUAACACUAAAUUAGAUUUUUUCUUAGAUUAUAAUCAUUAAAUUAUGUUUUAACUAACAAUGUAUUUAAAUCAAUAUUAAUAAUAUAUAUGUAUUCUA